UAAGAAUUUUUAUUUUUAUGGCGAGUUUUUAUUUGAACUUUGUAUUAGUUUCUAUUUAUUACUAAAACUGAUCAGUAAGAAUUCGAUUCACUUUAUAGAAAUUGCAUUUUUAAGAGUCCAUACGUCAAUCCAAUUGACGAAAUUUACGAUAUAAAAAAAUAAAAUUAAUACUCCAUCGAAAUCAAUUUUCUCAUCUGUGCGGUAUUCGUCUGUCUAUGAAUAAGGAUCAACAGCAGUUAGCAGUGGUUAGCAGCUGGUAGCCGCAAUAAUGUCUGUAGUGGAUAAAAUUAAGCACUAUCAGCGAAAUAUUGAAAAAUGUGAUGACAAUGAGGAUAGAAUACUACAUUGUAUUUCAAAGUUAUCUAACCUGCCAGUUACGGUACAACAUUUACAAGAGACUGGAGUAGGACGUACAGUAAAUGCUUUAAGAAAAUAUGAAGGGGGAAUUGGAGAAGCUGCCAAAGCGCUUGUUGCAAAAUGGAAAACAAUGGUUGCUAAUGAAGAAAGCAGCGAAGGUGAAGAUGAAGAUGAAGCAUGUGUGCCUGAUGCGCCUGAAAGUUAUAAUGAUAGUCUGGAAUCUCCCAGAUCCGAAGAAAGUUCAACCAAACCCAAAAGUGAAAAUAGUGGAAAACACGUGCAUAGGCAUAAGAUAGAAAAAGCUGAAGUAUCACAUACAUCAUAUAAUAGUAAACAAUCUUCUAAGCAUGAAUCAAAAGUAAAACCUAUAGAAUUCCAAUCGAAAAGUAAUUGUGAUGUCAAAACUUUAGAAAAUGAUUUAGAAAAACAGAAGAAGUAUGAUAAACAUAAACAUAGUCAUAAACAUGAAUCGAGAAGCGACAAAAAGUUUUCAAAAGAUAAUAAAAGUGCCUCUAGAAAUGAUGAUACGCAUGGUUCUAAGCACCAUACUCACAGCAAAUCUGAUAACUUAGAAAAAUACUCUAAUAGGUCUUCCUAUAACAGUAAUUUACCUAAGAACAAUGAAGAAAAUCAUAAAAAGCGUAAAAAUAAUGAUUCCAAUGCUUCAAGGAAGGAAAGUAAGCGAAGAAAAAAUUCAGAAAGUGAGAAUGAAGAAGGUAAAUUUGAUGUAUCUUUCAAUUCUGAAAAGCAUGAUGCUAAUACUAUGCUAGAUGUAAUUAAAGUAAAAGAAGAACCCAAGGAGAAAGACAUAUUAAACAAAAGUGAGAUUAAGAUUGAAAAGAAAGAAUCUCAGGAGAAAAUAAAGGGAAGCUCUAGUAGGCACAAAACUGAUUCUACUAGCAACAAAUUAAAAGAAAGUGGAGAGAAAUUUAAACAUACAAGUGAGACACACACAUCUUCUAAUAAAGAUGAAACUAAGAAAACUGAUAAUCAUUAUAAUAAUAAAGAAUCUUCCGAAUCAAAGCAUAACAACAGUUCCUCUCAUGAUAAGCAUUGUGAUAAAAAUAAAGGUAGUAGUAAGAAAAAGGAACGCAAAGAAGGGAUAAGUAAACAUGAAAGUAAAAGUAGUAAAGAUUCAAAGUAUUCUAAACAUGGAUCAAAGGAACCAAAAGAAUUAGUGAAAAUAAAACAAGAAAUGAAUGGUGAUGAAGGAAUAGAUUGCCACUCUGGCGCUAGCUUUGCAGAAGCACUUGGUAUGUGUACAAUGGCUCAACUAUCUAAGAAACGUAGUAAUAAUUCCCCAAGUUCAAGUUCAACAAAAACAGUCAAAACAGAACAGUUAAUCACAAAUAGCAAGAAAACAGCAUUGAAAACUGAAUUAGCAACUGAAAGUGUACAAACACCAUCUCUUUUGUCAUCAGCUAUGAAACUAGAACCUUUGAAUGUAGAUUUAGCAUCUACACUACCUGAAAUUAGUCCACAUUAUAAACCAUUGCCAUAUGUUAAUCCUGUUCAUCGCAAAGAAGAAGACAAAGCUCUUACAGAUGUGAUGUAUGUUAAAAAUCAAAGAACAAAAGUAUAUUCAGGAAACAAAUCUGGUUACACAAGUGUUCCAACCCUGUUCGAGUUGUGUACGAGAGUAUUAAUAGAAAAUAUUGAUGCACUUGAAUUUACGGGUGGUGUACCUUUUGAUAUCCUGAAACCUAUUCUGGAACGUGCAACGCCAGAUCAAUUAUUUAUGUUGGAACACUACAAUCCCUAUUUAAUUGAAGAUACUGAUUGUUUAUGGCAGUUUCAUUGUAAUCGUGAAUUUAGAAACAAACAAAGAGAAGAAAUGGAAACAUGGCGUGAAAUGUACAUGCGUUGUCUGGAUGAGCGAGAAGCAAAAUUAAAAGCGCUUACAGCUAAUAUAAAGCAGUCAAUAGAUAAAUCUGUUCCAGUAAGGUCUGCUAAGCUUGCUUAUGUAGAUAAUAUUGUUAAACCUCCAAGAAAUGUUCUUAAAAAGCAAGCUAAGUAUGGUACUGCCAAUUGUGUACCUAGUACUGCAUCUAGCUUAAAGAAGAAAUUAAUUAGUGGCGGAAAUCCUGCGGACGCCACGAAUAUUUCUGUUCCACCACCUCCUAUAUCCCGAGCUAAACCAUCAACUGGUGUUGUAAAGAAAACUAAAGCUCCUUUAAUGGCGAAAGCUCUGCAGUUAAUAAAAGGACGUUACAAACGGUAGUUUAUCUAAUGGUAAGUCAUAUAUCAUCUUAAUACUGUAAUCAUAAUCAGUGUUACAUAUUAUACAGUAGAAGGGCACAAGUAUUUGAAUUUCGAACAAUACAUACCAGGAAUCUGAAAAAUUUUCUUAUAACAUGUAAAAAGCUAUACUAAUCUUCGGACAAAGUGAAUUAUCGUAAUUUGAUAAUUAGCGUGUUGUUAAAGACAUGUGAUAUGGAGUCAGUAAUUUGAAUUCCCAAGUAUAGAAUCAUGGAUUAGAAUAUUUCACACAGUCUCUGAAUUGACUUUUAUUUAUUGUGUCUUAAUUUUACAACUGACAUAAAUAUACUGCUUGAUAACGAUCAUCCAUAUAAAUAAUAUCUAUUCGUAUAACGUAGAAAUACCUACGUACCUAAUUAAUGUGUCCCAUUUGUUGCUGUGAUUCAUUAAUUUCUUUAGAUUACAAUUGUAAAUAAUUUUUGUGAGAAAAUCUAGGAAGGUGUAUAACAAAACAAAUAAAUAUUAUUA
Messenger RNA from Osmia bicornis bicornis, 3084 nucleotides. It is a transcript of the gene EloA, whose product is annotated as transcription elongation factor B polypeptide 3. The record is from RefSeq and is a predicted model, not a curated record. The transcript is spliced from 9 exons. The coding region runs from base 269 to 2578 and encodes 769 amino acids. Gene Ontology annotation, biological process: transcription elongation by RNA polymerase II. Gene Ontology annotation, cellular component: nucleus; elongin complex. Lineage: Eukaryota; Metazoa; Arthropoda; Insecta; Hymenoptera; Megachilidae.